GAUCGGGGCUUUGACAGUUCUCCGCAAGCUUGCGGAGCACCUGGGUUUGCGUGGCUUAAGUGCACACGACAUCCGCCUGGUGGACUACGAGCUCAUGACGCUUCCGAUGCCGAAGGGUUCUUGCAACCAGACGACGAAGCUCUGGCCUUUUCACAGCCGGCGCGGUGGCCGGCCGAUUCCAUCAGCGCCGCCCGCAAGCCCGUGA
Messenger RNA from Symbiodinium necroappetens, 205 nucleotides. NCBI's taxonomy places the organism in Eukaryota, Dinophyceae, Suessiales, Symbiodiniaceae. The record is from the annotation of a GenBank genome assembly.